GUGGGUUGCGCUUGGCGGAGAUGAUGCGGGAGAGAGAAGACGGAGAGAGCGGGAUUUGCACCACCACCACCACUACAACAACCACAACCACCACCGCAACCAUCGCCACCGCGACCAUCACCACCAGCAGCAGCAGCAGCCGUGGCAGCAUUCUCCGCCGCACUUGCCAGACACAAGCUUGACUCCUCGCCAUAAGCCAAGAAAAUCGUGCAGCCGGGGCUAUGGCAAGCAACUUCAUCCGCGCGAUGUUGGGGGGCCGAGGGGGCCUCAUGCUGGGGGCUGCGGCGGGGGCCGGCAUCGUGGCGUCGGGAUUGGCGCUCAACCGGGACUCGAACUGGGUCGGAGCGGCGAUGAACACGGGGAGGCGCUUCUACCCGGCCAGUGCCGAGUACCCGGACUUGCGCAAGCACAACAACUGCAUGGCGAGCAGCCUCACGCCGGCGGUGUACGCGCGCCUCUACGACAAAGCCACUCCCGGCGGCUUCACCCUGGACCAGUGCAUCCAGACCGGCGUGGACAACGCCGGCCACCCCUUCAUCAAGACCGUGGGCAUGGUGGCGGGAGACGAGGAGUCAUACGAGGUGUUCGCGGACAUUUUCGACCCCGUGAUCAAAGAGCGGCACAACGGGUACGACCCGCGGAAGAUGCUGCACAGCACGGACCUGGACCACUCCAAGCUCACCCACGGCGUUAUGGACGAGCGCUACGUGCUGUCCACGCGCGUUCGCAGCGGGCGCAGCAUCCGCGGGCUGGCGCUGCCGCCCGCGUGCACGCGCGCCGAGCGGCGCGAGGUGGAGCGCGUGGUCACCUCGGCCCUGGGGGACCUCAAGGGUGACCUCGCGGGCCGCUACUACCCCCUGUGCGGCAUGAAGGACUGCGAGCAGGAGCAGCUCAUAUCCGACCACUUCCUGUUCGACAAACCCGUGUCGCCACUGCUCACCUCGGCUGGGAUGGCCCGGGACUGGCCGGACGCCCGCGGCAUCUGGCACAACAACGAGAAGAACUUCCUCGUGUGGAUCAACGAGGAGGACCACACGCGACUCAUCUCGAUGGAGAAGGGAGGCAACAUGAAGCGAGUGUUCGAGCGCUUCUGCCGUGGGGUUAAGGAGGUGGAGCGACUGAUCCAGGAGCGUGGCUGGGAGUUCAUGUGGAACAAGCACCUGGGCUACGUGCUCACCUGCCCCUCCAACCUGGGCACGGGACUGCGGGCCGGCGUCCACGUCCGACUGCCCCUGCUCGCCAAGGACCGCCGCUUCGGGCAAGUGCUGCUCAAUCUGCGCCUGCAGAAGCGCGGCACGGGUGGGGUGGACACGGCCGCCACGGGUGACACUUUUGACAUCUCCAACCUCGAUCGGCUCGGCAAGUCCGAGGUGGAGCUCGUGCAGAUGGUGGUGGAUGGCGUCAACUAUCUCAUCGAAUGCGAGAAGCGGCUGGAGCGGGGCCAGGACAUCCGCGUACCCCCUCCGCUCCUGAGCAGCCCCGCCAAGUAGAAAAGUCCCCCUCCAAUCCCCCACCGCGGGAGAAGAAAGGAACGGAUGGGAACAACUUCGACGCCCCCACAACGUCCGCCGCCUCCAAGCUUCGUCGACGCAGGGGAAAGAGCAGCAUCACCAUCAUCACCAUCUUCACCAUCACCACCUUCACCACGACCAUCAUCAUCAUCAGCAGAGUCCCGACGUUCUUUCCUGCCGCAGGGCUUCCACAGCGGAAGCGACGUCUCGUUGUUUAGAAGCGGCCUGGCUGCAGCAUAGUCGCCUCUAGUCAAGACGAGUAAAUGUCAUUUUAGUUCUAAACGGGCGAAUUGGUUUAGACUUAUUUUGGUACCUUUCUUUGGACCGCGCUGGUAACGAUGUCGAACAAAAUGAAAGUACGUGAACCAGGGUUUAAUUUCAGACCGGGUCAGUGACCCCCCCCCUCCCCCAACAAAUAUAUGCACACCACAUCCAGGAUACCUCUCGCUACGGCUGUGGCUGCUGGUCACGUGCCACCUAAUUGCGAAUCUACGAGCGACCCAGACACAACAUUUAAAUGAUUCACGGAGAAAGUCCGCUGAGAUGUGAACCUCCCGUGGUGAUCGAUUCGUACAGCCAUGGCUGGCGGGGGGGGGGGGGUGUACGUGUGUUGUUGUGUUAUUCGUUCAGGAGCUGGGCAGGUGCCCCUCCACAUUUGACACGCGAUGCACAGCCAACGUCGUCUCUUCCUUGUUGUCGGGCCUCAGCGAAGUGAAUUCGUGCAGUGGCCCAAAUUUGCAUUGCACCGUCCCCACCUCUCACGAUCCCACCCACACCGCCCUUUCCCCCUGUGUACUUGGAUGCUACGUCUAAACCCUUCAAUGGCAUUAUUGUACAAGUAUUGUAUUAUAUCGGUGGCGGUGGUGGUGUGUAUCGGCGUUCGUAAACAACGGGGCUCUGCUGCACUCAAGCAUGUCCGUUUUGAACUUAUAACACCCCCUGAAAAAAAAUGUGAACAUUUUAAACGAAUUAACUUAUCACGACUGUAAUGCGUGAUCUUAAUAAUAAAAAAACAUAACGCAAACACCAGACAUCGGCUCGGGUGACG
This is a messenger RNA of Lethenteron reissneri (Far Eastern brook lamprey), 2559 nucleotides long. RefSeq names its product creatine kinase U-type, mitochondrial-like. Gene Ontology annotation, molecular function: creatine kinase activity. The record is from RefSeq and is a predicted model, not a curated record. NCBI's taxonomy places the organism in Eukaryota, Metazoa, Chordata, Hyperoartia, Petromyzontiformes, Petromyzontidae. Gene Ontology annotation, biological process: phosphocreatine biosynthetic process. Gene Ontology annotation, cellular component: mitochondrion.